AUGGAACGUUGGCUUAAAGGCGUUAAACGUGUUGCAACAACAUCUUCUAACGAAGCCGAAUGUUCAAAAGCAGUACGCAGUUCCACGGUUUCAAAGGCGAAAAAAAGGGAGUAUGAUGAAUCAUAUAUCAGUUUCGGAUUUGUUGAUUCCAACGGCUCACCUCUCUGCAUGUUAUGUAGUAAACUGCUUCCUAAUAGUUCCAUGGCACCUGCCAAGUUGCGCCGACAUUUAGAAACUGUACACCCCGAGCCUAAAGACAAGAAUAGAGAAUUUUUUGUACGUAAAAAAGAACAGUUAUCGGAAAGUCAAAAAACUAUGAUGCAAGUAACCCAAACUAUCAAUGAAAAGGUCACAAAGGCAUCAUAUUUAGUUAGCUAUCGCAUUGCACAUGAAGGUGAAGCGCACACUAUCGCUGAGAUUUUAAUAAAACCAUGUGUGUUAGACAUAACAAAAUGUAUGCUCGAUGAAAAAUCUGCAAAGCAUCUUUCUACUGUGCCACUAUCAAACGAUACUGUUUCACGUCGAAUUCAUCUGGCAAGCUACGUCAAACAAGAGCUAGUUACACGUGUACAAAAAACACGAUUCGUCAUGCAAAUGGAUGAGUCUACUGAUGUCGCUGGUCUGGCUAUCUUGCUGGUUAUCGUGAGAUAUCCAUAUGAAAGUUCUUUUGAAGAAGACAUGCUUAUGUGUUCACCGUUGCCCACAAACACUACGGGAGAAGAAAUUUUUACUAAAAUAAAUAUAUUUUUUGAAGAAAAUUAUCUCAGUUGGAACGAUUGCAUUGACAUUUGUACAGAUGGGGCCAAGGGGUAA
This is a messenger RNA of Diorhabda carinulata, 813 nucleotides long. RefSeq names its product zinc finger BED domain-containing protein 5-like. The record is from RefSeq and is a predicted model, not a curated record. The transcript has a single exon. Bases 1 to 813 code for a protein of 270 amino acids. Gene Ontology annotation, molecular function: DNA binding. NCBI's taxonomy places the organism in Eukaryota, Metazoa, Arthropoda, Insecta, Coleoptera, Chrysomelidae.